AUGGCGAAUUCCUCAACACCACUAACUGAAGAGGAGAAGAUAACCUAUCUCCUCUGCACAAUGGCCGGCAGACCAUUCCCAUUCACCACCCCCGCCGCCGCCAUCAACACCAUCGACGACGUCGACGAGUGCAAAGAGCCGUGGGAGAUUUCCGCGGGGCCCGCGGACCAAGAAUACAACUUCUACACGAAGCUCAGGAACAACGUCGGGCAAAGUGAAAAGCCCGUGGGAGAAGGAAUAUGGAAAUUCUACGACCAAAGCUCGAUUUUUCUGAUGAACGGGAGACACGACCCGCCCAUUGGAUCUGUGAGAAAGUUCCGGUACCAUAACAAGAGGAACGCCAACGAGAGUCGCAAAUGGAUCUUGAAAGAAUAUACUAUUGCCGAUAGAUUCAAGUGUUGCGUACCGAAAAAUAAUGAGGAUUACGCGCUUUGUACGAUUGUUAAGAAAGUGUCCGGUCGAGAUGCGGGAGGUUCCUCCUCGGGUUUGGUAACUAGAAAUCUUUUGCAGGGUUUUUUCGAUCAAACGUUGAGAGAGAACUCGCAAUAG
This is a messenger RNA of Erythranthe guttata (spotted monkey flower), 549 nucleotides long. The record is from RefSeq and is a predicted model, not a curated record. NCBI's taxonomy places the organism in Eukaryota, Viridiplantae, Streptophyta, Magnoliopsida, Lamiales, Phrymaceae.